CUGGGAGACAUUGUGCAGGACACCCUGCAGCGCUCUGAGGGAUUUUCCGAGACGUUUUUGUCUGUUUGUUUACCUUGUCUUUGAGCCUAUGUCAUGGCACACCAAGCAUACCAACCUGUGCGCCCUUGUGUAAGCAAGUACCUGCAGUACAAAUGGGAUCAGAGCACCUAUGACAUGCACCAGAAAAAGGUGUCAUCUGCAAAAGCAACCAUUAGUAGAACUCCACCGAAAACCUAUGACCACCUAAUCAGCAAAACAAAAAAGAAGAAGCUUGAGGAAGACCGCAUGUCCAUAAUCGAAAGAGAUAACAACAUGCUUCUGGAGAAGAUUUCUCACAUCAUGAGGACAACUGGACGAAUUGACAACACAAAUAACUACAUUAGUAAAAGACUUGGCAGUGCAAAAAGGCAACAGGAUCUCCUGCAUAUCACAGAGGAAAACCUGAGAAUACUGCACCGUUUGGCGCAGUGUGGACCCAACUACAGUAUUCAACUGUGGCGAGAUGAUUGGGUCAGGACCUGCACACUAAUGGAGAGCAUUGGAAGAUAUCCUCGUAUGAACUCAGUACAGUCCCUGAAGGGUGAUGAACGGUCUGUCAAAAGAGGCGUCAAAGGUCACAAAACCACUCAACCUGAACCAGAACAGAACAGUGACAGUGGUGUUGUGGAGAGGCAUGAGUGUAUGGAGCCUUGUGUUGUUAAGGAUGACAGCAGUUCACAAGAGGAAAAGGAGGCCAGCAACCAGCAGGGUCCAGAGAAUCAUCAGGAGAGUGCUGAUAAUGCUGAUUGAGAAACCAGACCUGAACAACAACAAC
Sardina pilchardus (European sardine) is the source of this 814-nucleotide messenger RNA. RefSeq names its product CFAP97 domain containing 2 (gene cfap97d2). The coding region runs from base 94 to 789 and encodes 231 amino acids. The record is from RefSeq and is a predicted model, not a curated record. The transcript is spliced from 5 exons. NCBI's taxonomy places the organism in Eukaryota, Metazoa, Chordata, Actinopteri, Clupeiformes, Clupeidae.